GUUCUAAAGGAAGUUUAUAAAAUCAAAUCAAAAUAAUUGUAUGUCACACAAUCAACUUUGUUCUAAAUAAAAAGUUCUGACCAAAAAAAAAGAGUAGUUUCUUGUGUAGUAAAAUGACUUUCCAAGAGUGAAUUGAAAUGGCAGAAAUUGUAGUGGUGUUUGUUUUAGAGAAACUCUUCAAACUUGUUGCACAAGAAAGCUACAAACUAAUAGUUGCAAAAGCAAAGUUGCUGAUAAAGCUACAUGAAGGCUUUCAAGAGAUCCAACUUGAACUUGAAAGCAUCCGAGCUUUCCUCAAGGAUGCAGACACAAGAGCUGCUGAUGAUGGAGGAUCCAAUGAAGGAGUCAAAACGUGGGUGAAGCAACUCAGAGAAACAUCUUUUCGCAUAGAAGAUGUGAUUGAUGAGUAUGUCAUGUAUUUGGCAAAAAAGGUCGAAAAUUCUGGAAGCCCGAUCAUAACAAAAAAGAAAUCGAAACAGUUCAAAACCAAGAAAAGAAUUCAAAUUGCUUCUGUUAUUAAUGGCAUCAAGUCAUCCCUUGUUGAAAUCAAUCGAAGAAGAUUGAGGUAUGACUUCAAAGCUGAAAAUGGAUCAAGCUCUAGAGGGGCUACUCGAAAUGAAAAUGAUGGUGACCCUCGAAUGGCUUCUCUUUUCAUUGAAGCGACUCAAAUUGUCGGGUUUGAGAAACCAACAGAAGAUUUGGUGCGUUGUUUGGUGGAGGGAACCAAGGAGCUCGUGUUGGUUUCUGUGGUUGGCAUGGGAGGACUCGGAAAAACAACUCUUUCUAACCAUGUUUUUCAUAACCAGCGUGUGAAAAAACACUUCGAUUACAGACUCUUUAUCACAGUUUCUCAAUCUUAUACUGUGAAGGAGUUGUUGAUUGAAAUGGUAAAGAAGUUCUGUAAGGACAACAAAAAGACUAUUCCAGAGGAUCUGCAGGAAAUGGAUAAACAAACACUGAUUAAACAAGUGAGACAAUACCUUCAGUUGAAAAGGUACUUGGUUUUAUUUGAUGAUGUUUGGAAAGAUAUAUUUUCUCAUGAUAUUGAACAUGCCUUAAUUAAUAAUAAUAAGGGAAGUAGAAUCGUUGUGACCACUAGAAUAAUGAAUGUAGCAAAAUCUUUUAAGAAAUCUUUUCAUGAUGUUAUUCUUGAGCUGGAAACUUUGCCUGAAAACAAAGCACAGGAACUGUUUUACAACAAGGCAUUUAGAGGGCAGUGUCCAACAGAAUUUGAGGAGUUGUCCAACGAAAUUGUUCAAAAAUGUGGAGGGCUACCACUGGCAAUUUUGGUCAUUGGAGGUCUUUUGUCAACAAAACCUAGAACCACAAUUGAGUGGAGAAAGGUGAGUCAAAAUCUCGGAAUAGAGUUAAAUCUUAAUCUAGACAAGAUUUUAUCUCUUAGUUAUGAUGAUUUGCCUUACCAUUUGAAAUCAUGCAUGCUAUAUUUUGGUAUAUAUCCUGAGGACUACACCAUCAACCGGAAGAGACUUACCCGACAAUGGAUGGCUGAAGGGUUUGUUAGGUAUGAGGAGCGAAAAACUUUGGAGGAUGUUGCGGAAGAGUACCUGACAGAGCUGAUACAAAGAAGUUUGGUUAAUGUUUCCAGACUUGGCUUUGAUGGGAAAGUCAAAAGUUGUCAAGUCCAUGAUGUGUUGCGUGAAGUGAUCAUUAAAAAAAUGGAAGAUUUAAGUUUUUGUCAUUUAAUUCAUAAAGAUAACGAACAAGUCACUGUUGGAAUAACUAGACGCUUUUCUAUAGCAGCUGUCUCCAACAAUGACUUGAUAAACACUACUAACAAAGGAAUUCGUGCUAUUUUCAUUUUUGACAAAGGUGAAUUGCCGAAUGAUUUCAUGGAUGGAUUGUCUAAAGAGUUCAAGCUUUUGAAAGUACUUGAUUUCGAGAACUCUUUGUUGAAUUCUAUUCCUGAUAACUUGGAGAAUCUUUUCCACCUAAGGUACUUGAACCUGAGUCAUACAAAAGUUACAGUUCUACCAAGAUCCAUCGGUAAGCUGGUAAACUUAGAAACCUUGGAUCUAAGGCAAACUAAAGUGCACGAGUUACCAAAAGAGAUAAACAAGCUCACAAAACUAAGGCUUCUUCCAGUUUAUUAUAGAAAAUAUGAAGGGCAGUAUUCUAUGUUGAACUUUACAGAUGGAUUGAAAAUGCAAAAAGGUAUUGGAAGCUUGAUAUCAUUACAAAAGCUUUACUUUUUGGAAGCAGCUGAUCAUGGUGGAGUAGACCUUAUCCGAGAGCUCGAAAACUUGAUACAAUUAAGGAAGUUAGGCAUAAAGCGUGUGCUGCAAGGACAUGCAAAUGCUCUAUGUGCUGCAAUACAAAAGAUGAAGCACCUUGAAUCUCUAAACAUUGGUGCUAAAGAUAAGGACGAAACCCUUGACUUGAAUUUUUUAUCAACUCCUCCACCUAAUCUUAGAGUUCUCAACUUGAAAGGUAAAUUGACAAAUUUGCCUAAUUGGAUUCCAAAUCUCAACUGUCUUGUGAAGUUAAGACUCGGCCUAUCUAACUUUGAACAUGAUCCACUAGACUCUUUGAAGAAGUUGCCUGAAUUGUUGAGGCUGAAUUUGUGGGAUGAUGCAUUUGCCAGUGAUAGUUUGCAUUUUCAAGUUGGAGGAUUUCCAAAGCUGAAGGAAAUUGAUCUCACUAGAUUGAAUAAACUCAGUUCUAUAUCUAUAGACAAAGGAGCUUUACUUGGUCUUCAACACUUCAGAUUUAAAAACAACCCUCAAUUGAAGGUAUUACCCCAAGACCUCCAAAACUUGAAAAACCUUCAAUUUCUUGGAUUUGCCGAGAUGCCAGCUGAAUUAGUUGAUAGCAUAGAGGUAGAUGGACCAUGCCAUGGGAUUAUCAAUCAUAUUCCCCUUGUACAAAUUCGUGAGAAUGUUGGAUCUCAAUUUCAUGACUAUAGGUUGCGACGCAUUCGUACAAAAAUCAACAUGAUGCCUGAAACAUCAAGAUUCAAAAUCUCCCUGAUGCAGCUCACAACAAGAUGCACUUUGAACUCUAUUAAUUAUCAAUUUGUUUUGGCUUUCUUUUUCUGUUUUCUGUCAUUUGUGGUGUGGAUGCUUUUCUACAUAUAUGUGUAUUAACUUCUUUCAUAUUUCAUUAUGCUAUUUUUCUUUGUAUGCACUGCACUCUUUUUCCCUGAGAAGGUUUUUAACGAGGCAGUUGUUUGUAUUUAUUUCCUCUUGGGUUUUGGUCUAAUCCCCCCAAGAUGUUUGUUCUCAGUUGCAAUUUUUAAUAAUAUUUUACUUUGAA
This is a messenger RNA of Trifolium pratense (red clover), 3273 nucleotides long. RefSeq names its product disease resistance protein RPM1-like. Gene Ontology annotation, biological process: defense response to other organism. The record is from RefSeq and is a predicted model, not a curated record. NCBI's taxonomy places the organism in Eukaryota, Viridiplantae, Streptophyta, Magnoliopsida, Fabales, Fabaceae. Bases 138 to 3104 code for a protein of 988 amino acids. Gene Ontology annotation, molecular function: ADP binding. The transcript is spliced from 2 exons.